Molecule: messenger RNA, 2391 nt
Organism: Closterium sp. NIES-67
Lineage: Eukaryota; Viridiplantae; Streptophyta; Zygnematophyceae; Desmidiales; Closteriaceae
Source: the annotation of a GenBank genome assembly
GGCUGAGACACGGGUAAGCCGAGCAUCUGGACACGAGUGUGGUUGCUCGGUCUAUUUACUGGAUCGUAGUAUCGUCUUUGGUAGCAAUCUGGAGCUGCUUACUGUUGGCUACAACCGUUUCUCCUCCACCUUGCUCGCCACGGCUCAACGACGCCACUUACGAUCUAGAUGUUUCUUGACAUACCCGUCAUUCCUCUCACGAUGGCUACUGGAUUGGUCUCACCCUCCUGACACGACCAUUCCUGCCGUUAGCAUUUGCCGCUGCCACCGCCGCCUGCCGCGAUGGGUAACUCGUGCUCCGCGGCUUCCGCCGUGUGGGCGACCGACGAGAACCUCCGCAUCGACGCGUCCACGUCCAAGUACUCGCACCACCGCGUCACUCGCUUCGCGCAGCGCCAUGCCAAGACCGCCGAUCGCCGGCCUAAGAAAGUCGACGGCUUGAAGGACGGCGAAGACGCUAAGACUGCGGACGAGGGUCGCGGUUCUGAUGGGUCGCCUCAUGUGGCGGGUAAGGGCCGCAACGCUAAGCCUAGGUCGCUAAGAGAUGGCAGCCAGCCCCGCAAGAUUGAGCAGAAGCUUCUGAUGAGGGGUGCGUAUUCUAAGAUGGCCGAUGCUGCGAAAGCGGCGGAGGCGGAAGGCUCGUUGGAGGCGAAAUACCACCUGGGGAAGUGGCUGGGGUCAGGGAAGCACGGUUCCGUGCGCGUAUGCUGGCCGAAGGAGCAGUCCAUUCGGGAGCAACCCGAGCAAUCUAUCUCCUUUUCCUCGCCGCUGCCUUGCUCCUCCUCCAUGUCUCCCUUGUCCUCCUCGCCCUUGUCUCCAUUUGGAUUUGAGGCGUUGUCACCUGGCCUCAGCAGCAAUGGCGUCUGCUCGCCGUCGCCAGCAUCUUCGCCGUCGCCGUCGCUGUCGCAGGAGUUGAUCGCUGGCGGUGUCGCAACGGUCGCUCAACGAUUCGCAUGCAAGUCGAUCGCCAAGGUCGACCUGCCACGCCUCGUAUCGGCCGGCAGCAGCAGCAGCAGCAGCAGCAGCGCUGCGAGCAGCAGCAGAAGCACCAGCCGAGACAGCGGCAGCAACAGCCGCAGCAGCGAGGGAGGUGGAGCCCCCGCGAAUCUGGAACGAUGCGCAACGGCGAAAAAGGAGGUGGAGGUGCUGGAGCGGCUGCAGGGCCACCCUGGCGUGGUGCGGCUGUACGACGUGGUGGACGACGCGCAGCACACGCACAUCGUCAUGCAGCUCUGCCAAGGACCCAGCCUCAAGGACCGCAUCGCACAAAAGGGCACGAUGAGCGAGCGGGAGGCAGCGCGAGUGAUGCGGUCGGUGGUGGGCGUGCUGGCGUACUGCCACGACCGCGGCAUCGUGCAUCGCGAUGUCAAGGACUGCAACUUCAUCUUCCUCUCCAACGACCCCGCGUCUCCCCUCGUCGCCAUUGACUUCGGCCUCGCCACCUUCUACUCCCCAGACAAGCGGCUGCACGAGGUGGCAGGGAGCCCGUGCUUCGUGGCGCCUGAGGUGCUGAGAGUGCGCGGGGGAGGAGGGUACGGGCCCGGGGCGGAUGUGUGGAGUGCGGGUGUGCUGCUGCACCUGCUGCUCGCUGGCAGAGUGCCCUUCGAUGGAGUUACCAUCAUGGACGUGUUCAGAGCCGUGGCGUCGGCCCCUCUGGACCUGACCUCUCCGCCUCUGCAGUCAUUGUCGCCUGAGGCCAAGGACCUGCUCGCCCUCGUGCUCACCCGCGAUGUCACCAAGCGACCCUCAGCUCGUGACGUCCUGUGUCACCCCUGGAUGAUGCAAGACUCGGAUGCCUCCAGCCACUAACGCGACGCUGAUGUGACUUCGUGCCUGCAUCAACACGUCGUGGGUGCCGUCAGUUGCGGAUCCCGGCCACAGUGCCAACCACUCCCCUCUUCUGUGGUUUUUCUUUUUCGCCUCUUCUUUUGGGGCUUGAAGCCGCAUCCUCUGCGCCUCAAGCACCGUCCAGCACAGCAGCACCUUGGUGCUCUUAGGUUGGUGCACCAGCUUCCGCCUCUGCCUCGCCCAACGGCCCACACGUCUCUUGCUCUUCUGCUGCUGCUGCUGCUUUCUCAGAUGCCGGCAACUGGCAUCAGUGCUAGCAGGCGCUUUGCUUGAGUGGUUAUGUCUGCAUGUGGGUGCCACAGAUGUGCGCUGCUGCAGGUGCCAUGUGUUUGUGGUGGUCAGUAAUACGGGCCUACCUCAGACCAGAGAAGUGUGGAAAGGCUCACCAGUCAGCCAAGCUGAUGGAAUGGUGUGGCUUUGUUGCUCUCUUUUCCUGCUUUGCCUGGCAAGCAAUGUACAUAGCCAUGUAUCAUAUCAUUCUUUGCUUCCAGCACUGUGACUGUCUUAGGAAUGUAUUCCCUUAUCUUGAUUACAUAUUGGUAG